AAUCCCUAAAAUAAAUAGCUCUGUAAGGUUUCGACAUUGGAUGCUGACCAUAUGUUUUAGUGGACUCAUCUAGCUGAAGGCGCUCGGUCAAGCAUCCGCACCAGAUCACGUGUGGUAACGCCGUGCUCAACAUCAGUCGCAAUCACUAGCCAGAUUAGAUCAGAGAAUUCCGAUAUAUUGGUCAUCGCCAAAUAUACUCUUCCGAUCUCCUCGACUCUGUCUUUUGAUUUCUCUGGGUGGGAACGAAAUACAUUAGGUGUUACUGGUAGAAGCGUUGUCAAACACUGAAUACCUGUGACAUCAUCAGCUGGAUUGAAUCAGAUAAUGCGCUAAAGGAUUUCCAUAAAGUAUGAUAGGAUAACUCUAUGUUUUCUCAGAUGAUCCAUACACACUAUGUUCACGCAGAAAGUAGAUUGUUGAAGGAUGUGAGAUAUAAAUACUUGUUCGUAGUGUUUCGUUGCACGUUUGGUCGUAAACGUAAAUCAGAAGGUCUGAAUGUGAAUAAAAAACCGUCUAAAUUUUUAAAUUGCCAAUCGAUGUUUCGCGUAAGAUUGGAGGGUCAACAAUACGUUAUAAAAUCUUACAACAUGUCUCGCAACCAUCCGUGUACUAGUUCGUGGAUGGUUUGUGAUCCGUUGAGUAG
Messenger RNA from Schistosoma intercalatum, 643 nucleotides. Lineage: Eukaryota; Metazoa; Platyhelminthes; Trematoda; Strigeidida; Schistosomatidae. The record is from the annotation of a GenBank genome assembly.